UAACAGAAGCAAAUAAAUGGACCAUCGUGCGGUUAUCCAUUUCCAUCCUGAAUAUUCUGAUUUUCUGAUCCGACCACCGUUGAAGGAAUUUAAAAAAAAUCGAUGACAUCCGAAACACAGGCUGACAGGCGCUAAGUGGACGGACUGUCAAUAGUCAGCAGAAAGCAAAACAAAGUCAGAGUAAACAGUUCCAGAUGAGCAAAAUGAGCGACCAAUCCAGCGAGGCGUUAAGUGGUCCCAAUGAUAGCUCCAUACCAGCCACAGCAGUGGAAGCUGAGAAGGACAGUGAAUCAGACUCAUCCAUUAGCUGUGCUAAACAGACCGCUGACAACAAUGAUGAUGAGUGUCCAAAAACGUUCCCGUUCACCGAUGCCAACGAUAGCCCGAGUGCAGGGGAUUUGGCUCACUCUACACGCUGUAAUCUGAAGGUGCGUACGAAGUGCCAUCGACUGCAGAAUCGCUCAUCCCCGUACAGGACGAUACGCCCGUCGGCGCUACUCGUCUCCCGCUUUCUGGAGGCCGUUUCGCACAAUAACACGGAAAAGGUGCAGGAAAUGAUACAGCAAGGCAUGUCACCGAACACGUCCGAAAGCUACUUCAACCGGUCGGCGUUGCAUAUUGCGUGCAGCAGAGGAUUCCGAGACAUCGUUCGCCUCUUGCUAGAGAACGGUGCCAACCCGAACAUACGGGAUAAAAAUAUGAACACACCGCUGCACUUGGCCUCCAGCACGGAAAGUGUCGAGGUGGUGCAGAUGCUACUCGAUUUCGGCACCAACGUGCUGCUGAGGGAUUCGAAUGGUUUGCUUGCGCUGGACUUUUCAAUCGGUAAGCUCCGGCUCUCGGAGCGGCUCAUCUCCAAAAUGCAAAAGCUUACGCAAAGCGACAUACACAAGCAUCGUGAAAAAACGGCCGACGUUUGCGAACGAAUUUUUGCCGUAUUUAAGCAGCAGGUCCGAAACCUCGAUCUGCCAAGGCAGGGCCUGGACCAGGAAAAGCUGGAACAGAUGCUGAAUGAUUUUUCCGAACAGCUCGGCAAGGUGCGCCAACGGCAAAUCGAUCUCGAUUCCAUCGUCGAUCAGAUCAGCAAUCUGAAGGUGAAAAGUGAAAUUGAUAGCGACGUCAAUUCGUUGCUCUCCACCCUGCAGCAGUUCACUCUCUGAACUGUGGAAGGACAAUUAUUCAUUCGGUGAUGGAUCAAACGGUUUCAUGCGCGCGGAUUACAUUCCAUAUCCAUCUAAUACAUGUAUAGGCCAAGUUUCUAUGUAAUGUGUGUAUGUGUGUGUGUGUGUGUGUGUGUGUGUGUGUGUGUGUGUGUGUGUGUGUGUGUGUGUGUGU
Messenger RNA from Anopheles merus, 1335 nucleotides. Its product is annotated as ankyrin repeat domain-containing protein 54-like. The coding region runs from base 195 to 1160 and encodes 321 amino acids. The record is from RefSeq and is a predicted model, not a curated record. NCBI's taxonomy places the organism in Eukaryota, Metazoa, Arthropoda, Insecta, Diptera, Culicidae. Gene Ontology annotation, molecular function: protein binding. The transcript is spliced from 2 exons.